Branchiostoma belcheri (Belcher's lancelet) is the source of this 2977-nucleotide messenger RNA. Its product is annotated as pancreatic triacylglycerol lipase-like. The transcript is spliced from 15 exons. The record is from RefSeq and is a predicted model, not a curated record. The coding region runs from base 289 to 2253 and encodes 654 amino acids. Gene Ontology annotation, biological process: lipid metabolic process. NCBI's taxonomy places the organism in Eukaryota, Metazoa, Chordata, Leptocardii, Amphioxiformes, Branchiostomatidae. Gene Ontology annotation, molecular function: protein binding; triacylglycerol lipase activity.
GACAGGACACACCUUCAAUCCACAGUACGGCAAAUAGUGUCGUGUCGUGCUAUACACUUUAGUUGCCUAAUGUAGUAUUUAGCGGUCAAAUCUUUCUUUUUUAAUAUUCCUACAUUUAGGAGUGAAACCCUUUGUGCUGCUAAGGAAAAUGGCUGCUGAUAUGAAAUGCUGACGCUGUCGGCUGCCAGGGAAGGUUCUGAGGUAAACAGACCGGUUUGACUGUGCUACAGAACCGGUCUUAGCGACAUCCGGGGACACAGGCGACUUCUGCACGAGCCAACAUGAGCUAUGACGGUCAGGGGAGCUCCGUUUGUGCUCUGGGGGUGCCUUCUACUGUCAGCGCAGCUGCGUCUGGGCGUGAGCACUCAGAAACAUGGCCCCUCACAGUCUAAACAGACUACAGGAACAGAUAACGAUGGCUUUUGUGCCAAACAGGAAGACUGCCAAGUUGACGAUGAAAAACAAAAAGGUAGAUCUGAACCUCAGGGACAAAAUGGCGGAUUCUUCCCAAACCUGCCGAAGCCGCCCAGACUGCCGACGCCGGCAGAGAUUCUACAGAAGCUGCCUGACGGUCCGCCCCAGCUCCCGGACCUGUCCACAGUCAUGGAUAAGCUACCUAAAGCCACAGAACUGUUGAAAAAACUGCCGAAAGCACGAGAGGUUCUGAAGAAAGUGCCGAAAUUGCCCGAUUUCCCUGACCCUCCAAGUCUGAAGAAAUUCGUAACAGCCAAGCUUAAGUUUGCUCCAGAUGUGUCGGCUGUGCAGCCCGGGAUCCCGCCGUACUGUGACGGGCUGGUGCUCACGCCCAGGGACAGCUUCCUCCGGGAAGUCUGCCGGAAACUCAUAGGAGUGGAGGUGUGUUACGGAGAGCUCGGCUGUUUCACCACGGACCCGCCAUGGUCACUCACACUGGAACGUCCGAUCUCCUCACUGCCUCGGCCUCCAGAGGAAAUACAGGUCCAGUUCCUUCUAAGAACACGUAACACCCCGAGUACGGGAGAGUUUAUCCGGGCAGGGGACCGGGCGGCGCUGGCGGCGUCUGACUUCAUCGGCACCCGCCCUACCAAGUUCAUCACACACGGCUUCAUCGAGAACGGCUUCGUUGCCUGGAUCACGGACAUGUCGCAGGAGAUCCUCCGGGCGGACGACUGUAACGUGAUAGCGGUGGAUUGGGGCAGCAACGGCGGCUCGAUGUUUCCGUACACCCAGGCCACUGCCAACACACAGAUCGUGGGGGCUAUCGUCGCACAGAUGAUCACAUUCCUCAUGCAAGAGACAGGGAACUCUGCUAGCUCGUACCACCUGAUCGGACACAGUCUGGGCUCCCACACCAUGGGGUACGCUGGGAUGAGGGUACCCGGCCUGGGCAGGAUUACAGGACUGGACCCAGCCGAGCCGUAUUUCCAGGGUACCGAUCCCAUGAUCCGUCUGGACCCGACUGAUGCCGAGUUGGUUGACGUCAUCCACUCAGACGGAGGAUUUUUCUUCACAAGUCUAGGUUACGGUAUGUACGACCCCACCGGCCAUCUUGAUUUCUACCCAAACGGCGGCAUCGAAAUGCCCGGAUGUGACGAAGGGCUGACUCACUACAUCGACAUGAAUGGAGGGAUUUACGAAGGUGGGCGGGAGUACGUGGCGUGUAACCAUCUGAAGGCCAUCGUCUACUUCCACGACUCCAUCAACUCCAUCUGCCCCAUGAUGGCGUAUCCUUGUCGCGAUUACGACAGGUUUAAAGAUGGCCACUGCCUGGACUGUCGCCAGGGCUGUGCACAGAUGGGGUACCAUGCCGACAAGUACAAACCUGCACCUGGCCUCACCAACCUCAAGUACUACCUCGACACCGCCGCUAGAUCUCCUACUUGUCUUUAUCACUAUCAGGUUAUGAUCACGCUGGGAACGGAUUCCGAUGCCGAGGAAGUUGAUGGAUACCUCCACUUGUCCUUCGUCACUCAAUCAGGCACAGUUACGGAGUACUACAAACUUACAGACGACCCGAUCAAGCUUCAGCCCGGAAACAGCUACAUGUACUUCCUGAAGCUGCCGACAAACCUGGGUAACCUCCAGCGGGUCCGGUUCCUGUGGGACUACGACUGGUCCAUCGCCAACCCCAGCACCUGGUUCAUCUUCUCAAGGCCCAAGAUCUGGAUGGACAGGAUCCAGGUCAUGGCGGGAGAAUCUCAGAACAGAAUGUCUUUCUGCGCCUUCAAUAACUACUUCGUCGAAGACGUUGCGUCAGACCUGAGAUUGUGCUGAAGGCGUGGCCAAUUGCGUCGUCGGUGCCAUGGAGACACCUAUGCUGCUUGGAAAAUCGAAUCUGAUUGGUCUUCUCUUAGAUUUAAUUAAGCUACUUGUUUCAGUAGAAUAACAAAUUGUCUUUCAAGCUUGUCUCAAAUGUACCAAAGAACAUUCUUCUGUAAUGUUCAAAACGUCGCAGAUAGACUUAAAUCCAAAGACAAUAACAGGUUAAACAUUUACUGUAAAGCUGCAUUAGGACGAUACGGGAAGUCAAUUUUCUGGCCAUUCAUUUACAAAAUUCAGGGAGUGAAGGUGCCAAAGUAUUACGCCGCCCGAGCGUGUUUAAAAGCUGGAAACACAGCUGUCAGCUAUGUUUGUCUACAUUUUUGUGGUGGUGUUACAAAAUGAGUGCGCCACGUGUGGCCAACAGAAAAUGUCCGAAUUUAGAGACAAUGUUAGACUAAUGUUUAAAAGUAUGGAAGGAAAAGAAACUUAUAAAAACAUUUCAAUCAAAAGUAUGAAAAUUAUCAAUGCAGCUUAAAAAGAAAUAAUAAGUAACAUGUAAUACAUACAUGCGGUUAUCAUAUAUAUGAAAGACUAAAUGUUGCCCCAUCUGCUACCAUCUAUAACAGUAAUCUGUAAUGAAUACGUAUAACGUAUAUGUUGUCAGCUUUCACAAGAAGAAGAAGAAUAUAUGUUGUGGUUGUGUGAAAAAUCCAUCUGGAAUAAAACAUUCGACUAG